ACCAGACGUGUGUGUGUGUGUGUGUGUGUGUCCACUGACAUUCUGCUUUUUCUCUUUUUAGAACACAAAGUAAUUAUUGUCGGUUUGGACAAUGCCGGGAAGACCACCAUCCUCUACCAGUUUUUAACAAAAGAAGCCGUGCAGACUUCUCCCACAAUUGGCAGCAAUGUAGAGGAAAUUGCAGUAAAGAAAACACGCUUCCUCGUCUGGGACAUUGGUGGUCAGGAGAGUCUCAGAGCUACCUGGAACUCGUAUUACUGUAAUACAGAGAUUGUCAUCCUGGUUGUUGAUAGCACUGAUCGAGAACGCCUGACUGUAACUAAAGAGGAGCUUCAUCGCAUGCUUGCUCAUGAGGAUCUGCAGAACGCAUCCGUGCUGGUUUUGGCGAAUAAGCAGGACAUGAAGGACAGCAUGUCUGCUGCAGAGAUCUCUCAGAGUCUGACUCUCAGCUCGCUCAACGCUCACUCCUGGCAUGUCCAGGCCUGCUGCGCACUCACUGGAGAAGGUUUACCAGCCAGUCUAGAUUGGAUGCGUUCCCGUGUUGUGGCGAAUUAGUCCAGCAGCAGUGCUUCUCAAACCGAACUGCUGAAAGAGAGAUAAGGCCUACUUAAGACUUUGAUCCAGCUAUCAGUGCCUCUGUCUGAGUAAUCUUCAAAUACUGAAUCCUGGAGGAACACGCUUCAUCCACUUACUCUUUUAACAAGCCUGGAGACUCUGUGUGUGUGUGUGUGUGUGUGUGUGUGUGUGUGUGUAUAAACAUUUGUGUUUGUACAUGAUGUGACUCCGUUCUAGAGGUCCACGUGUUUACAUUACAGACUUCUGAAAUGAUCUGACCUGAUCAUGAUGUGUCGGUGCCACUGUAUUGACCUCUGGAUGUGCUGACGGCUCCGCUUCUCACAUGGAGUUAUUGUCUACAGGCAUCCAUCUGAAAUGGGUGGGGUGAUGGUUCACAUGCCCGUACUGAUUCAUGACGAGCCACUAAGCUAUUGAACAAGCAUUACUUGAAGUAUUUAAAGGGAAUUGAUUUGUGUAUGUUGUACAGAUGAGUGCAUGCAGAAUGGAACAUGUUCAAGUAUUUUAUUUUUGAAAGUAGACUGGAUGUUCAUAGUGUGUUUUCUUAUAUAAUUUUGUACAAAAAACGUUUUGUACAAAUAAAAAGCUACUAAA
Sinocyclocheilus grahami is the source of this 1167-nucleotide messenger RNA. RefSeq names its product ADP-ribosylation factor-like protein 5C. The annotation marks the transcript as partial. Gene Ontology annotation, molecular function: GTPase activity; GTP binding. The record is from RefSeq and is a predicted model, not a curated record. NCBI's taxonomy places the organism in Eukaryota, Metazoa, Chordata, Actinopteri, Cypriniformes, Cyprinidae. The transcript has 5 exons.